UUUUUUAUUUUUUUUAUUAAUAUAUUUACAUAAACAUACAUAUAUAUAUAUAUAUAUAUAUGUACAUAUAUACACACAUACAUAUAUAUAUAUAUAUAUAUAUAUAUAUAUAUAUCCUAUUUAAGAUACAAACAUAGACUAUGAUUUUUCUUUCUUUAAUUUAAAUUUAAUUUAAAUUUAAAAUAUGCUAGGAACAAUUUUUGUUGUAAUAUUAGAAAAUUAAUAAUACAAAGUUUCGCCAUCUAUUUAUAUGAUAUUUUGAUCUUAAAAUCUAAAUCUAGUAUGCAUUCUAUGUAUUUUUUUAAAUCACAGUAUUAUUUUUUUUAUAUUGCUGAUACACAAAUAAUAUAACGUUCUCGUAAUAUAAAGUUUUCGAAUGUUUGUUAUUAUAUGUAUCAACUACAUUUUGAUUAACAAUAUUAUUUUGUGUUAAAUAACAGUUAUUUUAUUAAAAUUGAUUAAAAAUGUUCAAUCAAAGUGGAGGAUUACAAACUGGCACAUCAUCUACUUCUAAUCCAAUGCAAGAUUUUGAGGUUGUCUCUCCUCCUGAUGAUUCUGUUUCCAGUCUCGCAUUUAGUCCUGCUUCUAUUCCACAAAAUUUUCUUGUUGCUGGUUCUUGGGAUUGCAAUGUUCGUUGCUGGGAAGUUGAACAAUCUGGCAAAACGGUUCCUAAAUCGAUGCAAUCCAUGGCAGCCCCAGUUCUCGAUGUUUGUUGGAGCGAUGAUGGAACAAAAGUAUUCAUGGCAUCUUGUGAUAAAACUGCAAAAUGUUGGGACUUAGCAUCAAACCAGGCUAUUCAAGUUGCAGCACAUGAUGCACCUAUUAAAACUUGUCAUUGGAUUAAAGCAAGUACAUAUUCAUGUCUUAUGACAGGUUCUUGGGAUAAAACAUUAAGAUUUUGGGAUCUACGAAGUCCCAAGCCAGCAAUGACUAUAAAUUUAAUUGAAAGAUGUUAUUGUGCAGAUGUUGACUAUCCAAUGGCAGUAGUAGGAACUGCUGGACGUGGAUUAAUAGUUUAUCAGUUGGAAGGUAGUCCUCGAGAAUAUAAGACAGUAGAAUUAAGUCUAAAAUAUCAGUAUCGAUGUGUUGCAAUUUUUAAAGAUAAAAAAAAAGUUCCCACUGGUUUUGCAAUUGGCAGUACAGAAGGUCGUGUAGCAAUACAUCAUUUGAAUUUAAGUUCAAAAGAAAAUUUUACUUUUAAGUGUCACAGAACAAAUGGAACUCCUAAUGGAUAUCAAGAUAUUUAUGCAGUAAAUGAUAUUGCAUUUCAUCCAGUUCAUGGUACUGUUGCAACUGUUGGAGGUGAUGGUACAUUUGGAUUUUGGGACAAAGAUGCAAGAACUAAAUUAAAAUCUUCAGAACCUAUGGAGCAACCAAUUACUCGGUGUUGCUUUAAUCACAAUGGGCAAAUAUUUGCAUAUGCAGUAUCAUAUGAUUGGUCAAAAGGCCAUGAAUAUUAUAAUCCAGCUAAAAAAAAUUCCAUAUUCCUUAGACCAUGUUUUGAAGAACUAAAACCUAAAGCGUCACCGUAAGACCAGAGGAACACCAUAUAAUCAGGCUAAGAAUUCUGAAUUCUGUGAUGUGUUUUAAGAUAAUAGGUUUUAUAAUUACAGAAUAUACUGUUUACAUUAAUAAAUUAUAGCUUUCCUAUCUUUUUUUUUUAGUUAUACAAGUUUUCCAAUAUUAUUUCAUUAUAAUACAUUGUAAAUAGCUUCGAUAUACAAUACAAUUGUAGUUUACAUUUUUCAUCAUAUAUAUAUUUGACUAUUUCUCACACAAGCUCAUUGUACAAAGAUGUAUAUACAUGCAAGAAGAGUCUUGUUCUUUUUUCACAAGUAUAGAAAUGUAAAAAAAUAAUUCCGAUAAAAAUUCUUACAAUAUUUUGAAACUGACAUGAAAAUUAAACUAUUUUUUCAUUUAGUGCUUUUAAAUAAAAUGCUAAAAUAAAUAUAAAUCAAAUUUUAUUGUUUAAA
Apis cerana (Asiatic honeybee) is the source of this 1973-nucleotide messenger RNA. RefSeq names its product ribonucleic acid export 1 (gene Rae1). The record is from RefSeq and is a predicted model, not a curated record. Gene Ontology annotation, molecular function: protein binding. Lineage: Eukaryota; Metazoa; Arthropoda; Insecta; Hymenoptera; Apidae.